AUGCCGCCCAAGGCGUCUGCCAAGUCGGGCGCUGGCCCCGGCGAGCCCAAGCAACCGACCGCUCAGGAGGCUCUCCUGUUCUACACUGUCAUUAAAAACAUGAAGGGUAAGCCCGACAUUGACUGGGCUGGCGUGGCCGCCGACUCGGGCUUCAAGAACCCUGAGACUGCCAAAGUUCGCUACGGCCAGGUCAAGCGCAAACUCGGCCUGGACAGCUUGACUGCUGCCAACAAGGGCAAAAGCGCCAUCAAGGACGAAAACGCCGUGGGCGAGAACGGUCUUCCCUCCACCCCGUCUACCGCGCGUACUAAGAAAACCACCACCCCGGGCACUGGUGCCGGCAUCAAGAAGACCACUGGCAGGGUCGGUAGCGCCGCUGCCAAACGCGGUACCACCACGGGCGCCGGUACCUCUGCGGCUGGCGGUCGCAACGUUCGCAAGGCCAAGUCCGAGGCCAUCGUCAAGAUGGAAGAGAACAGCGAGGCAGCUAAAUUGAGCUUUGACUUUGAGGAGACUGAUGGCGAUGCCGAUGCCGAAGUCGCACAUGGCAAUCAUGAUGAUGAUGAUCUCCUCAAUGCUGCCGCUGGCACGCCCACCAAGCCGAAGCCGAAGGCUCAGAAGCGUCUCACUACCACUGGCCCCAGCACCGCUGCUACGGAUACCAUCUCAGCUAAAAACGACAAUGCGCUUGAGUAUGCCGACUUCCCGACCGUUCUUCCCGAGGCAGUGCUUGAGCGCCGUGCUAUUCUUGUCCGUGGCGAUGACGGCAAAUGGAUAGAUUCGCCUGCCGACGUUGAGGCCCAUAAGGACUGGCUGUCCCGUCUGCCCGCGAGCGCCCAGGCACACUUCUACACCCAAGCUCACCGCGCCGAGCGCCGAGCAUCCGGUGAGAAGGAGGGCAAUUUGGGUGACAAUGGCCAUAGCACCACCAAGCCUACCGAUCGUGGUAUUGGUCACGGUAUCGGUCUUGGUAUGGGCAAUGCCCCCGGCUCUACUGGCUUUUCCCUCCCCAACGUCUAUGGCACUCCUGGCAACCCCGGCAGUCUCGCCGCGGCCACCACAAACCCGGUUGCCGGCAUUGACAUCUCCUUCUUGGACGAGCCAUUCAACACGCCCGUGGGUAGCAGCGCUGCCGGCAUCCCGCUGUCCGGUCUCCACGGCAUAAACACCACCACUGCGGUCGGUGCUACUAACGACCUUGGUGGCGGGCGGACGUCCUACGCCCCGACGCAGGCGGGCAACAACAACACCCAUUUCGACAUGGGUGUCAACUCCAUGUCCUUCUUUGACAUGGGGCUUGCGGACCGCCGCCCGGACCUGCUUGACAAUCUUGAUGACAAUGCCAACGGCGCCGGCAGUUUUGAUCUCCACGGCAACAACAGCGGUAGCGGUAAUGCUACCGGUACUAGCUUCAGCACCACCUUUGGCACCGGUCGCCACGGCAACGUGCACUCUCCUCUAAUGCACCCUACCUUCCUAGACCCGUUCCGUGCCCAGCACCAUCGUCCCGGCCAUGAUCUGGGCGUUAGUCUCAGCGGAGACAGCUACAGUUACGGCCAUAAUCAGGGAGCUGAAGACGAGGACGAGUUCCUUAUCUAA
Molecule: messenger RNA, 1599 nt
Organism: Dichotomopilus funicola
Lineage: Eukaryota; Fungi; Ascomycota; Sordariomycetes; Sordariales; Chaetomiaceae
Exons: 2
Coding region: 1-1599 (532 amino acids)
Source: RefSeq, a predicted model, not a curated record